AUGGAAGAACAAUAGAUAAAGAACAGAAAAAAUAGAAUAACUCUUUCACUUCACUAACCAAUAUAGUAUACGAUUUAGAAAAUAUUUGAAGAGGGAUUAGAAUAAAAUUUGAAACCAAUUAUAUAAUCUUCAACAAAUGUAGAAUUUUCUUGAUUAUUUAGAAUAUUAAAUCAAAUAAAUCUCAAAAGUAAAACAAAAUGCAGCUAUUUUAUAAUGCAAAAUUACAUAACAUCACUAUCACAGAUAUUGAAGAUGAUUUAAAAUCAAGAAUGAAUCAUUCUGUAAAAAUUUUAAGGACUGAAACAAAAGAAGAUUUAAAUUAACGCCUACAGACUCUUCCUGUAAAAAAUGUAACCAUGAAAAACUCUUAGAUAAAGAGAAGGAGACUCAAAUUACGUAUUUCUGUUAUAAAUCAAAUGAUGAUGUAUACUGAAGAAUAAUUAUAAGAAAAAUGCAUAGAUAUUUUCCGAAAGCUGGCUAAGCCAAUAGCUGGUAUACCAAUUCUGGAAAAAAGCUAACUUUAUUAAUAUUUACUAUAAAUUUUCCAUAAUGAAUAAAUAACUAUGAAAACAAUUAAAUAUCUAUCUGUCCCUUAAAGUAUGAAUUAUAAGUAAUAUUGCGACGUGAUUAUGAAUUUUAAUGAAUGGAGUAAAGUUGGUAAUUGAUGCUUAAUAUCUAGAUAUUCUCUUUUAUUGUUUUUAUGUAUUUUAAGAUAAUUACUCAGCAAUAUUAGAUUCAAAAUCUUUAUUUUAAUUAUUAACCUCAGAGUAAUGUUUUUCAGAUGAUGCAAAUUUUAUUACUAAAACGUUAAGGUAAAGAUAGGAAUUGAAUAAGAGAAGCAAUUAUAAAACUUAUCAUACUAAAUUGCUAAAAAUUCCUAAUCUAACAUUUCGAAGAUUUAAACGAGAAUAAGAAUCGAUUAUAGAAAAGCUUCGUAAAUAAAAAUUAGAUUUGUAUUAAAUUAAAACAAAGAUGAUAAUAUCCAACAUAAAAGAGAAUCAAAUUGUAGAUAAGGAAGAGAAUUUAUAUUAAUUACCAAUCUAAAAGGAGGAUGAUAUUAUAGUUACAUUUGAGACUUUUAAAUCUAUUUAUAGUUAAUCUCAUCCUUGUUUUUUUGGAUGGUUAUUGAAGUGUCUUGGGGAUAUUGAUAUAUAUUUUGUAGGGUAAAAAUUAUGA
Molecule: messenger RNA, 1176 nt
Organism: Paramecium sonneborni
Lineage: Eukaryota; Ciliophora; Oligohymenophorea; Peniculida; Parameciidae
Source: the annotation of a GenBank genome assembly